Molecule: messenger RNA, 3024 nt
Organism: Dromaius novaehollandiae (emu)
Lineage: Eukaryota; Metazoa; Chordata; Aves; Casuariiformes; Dromaiidae
Product: zinc finger protein 282-like
Exons: 6
Coding region: 65-1753 (562 amino acids)
Biological process (GO): regulation of DNA-templated transcription
Source: RefSeq, a predicted model, not a curated record
CCCGCCCGCCGCCACCGUCGCCCGCCGCCGCCUCCCGCCUCCGCCGCCGCCGCCGCGCUCGGCCAUGGCCGACUGGGCCCCCGCGCAGGAGCUCGAGUGGGACAUGGAGCCGCAGGAGCUGCCGCUGGCGCCGCCGCCGCCGCCCGCCGAGCAGGGCGCCGCCGGGGAGGCCGAGCCGCCCGCCGCCGAGCUCUCCGUGACGCUGGUGGCCGAGCUGCAGGCCGUGGACCGCAAGGUGGACUCGCAGGCGGCGCAGCUGAUGAACCUGGAGGGGCGGAUGCGCAUGGCCGAGACCAAGCUCAUCGGCUGCGAGAAGACGGCCGUGGAGUUCGGCAACCAGCUGGAGAGCAAGUGGACCGCGCUGGGCACCCUCAUCCAGGAGUACGGGCAGCUGCAGAAGCGCCUGGAGAACAUGGAGAACCUGCUCAAGAACAGGAACUUCUGGAUCCUGCGGCUGCCGCCCGGGGCAAAGGGGGAAGUGCCCAAGGUCCCGGUGGCAUUCAACGACGCUUCGUUUAAUUUCUCUGAGCAGGAGUGGAAAAGCUUGAACGAAUGGCAAAAGGAGCUUUACAGGCAUAUCAUGAAAGGCAACUACGAGGCUGUGAUCUCGAUGGAUGCUGCCAUUUCUAAGCCGGACCUUCUGGCACGGAUUGAACAGGGAGAGGAUCCCAACGCUGAGGAUCAGGGUGACUCUGAGGGAGAAACCCCUACGGAUCCCAGCACCGAAUUUUCCUUUCCUGGCCCAGAUGAGAGCUCGUGGAGUAAAUACGAAGAGACUCUGGCUGAGAGUCACGAGGGCUCUGAAGAGGAGGAUAACGCAGAGGUUGCUAGUACAUAUGCACAGCAGUGUGAGGAGGAAGGUCCAGAGAGCCUUGAGCUUCCCAGCUCGUUAUCAGGAAAAUGGGAAGAUGUUUUCGCAAGCCCUGAGGAAGAGGUAAAGCCAGCCAAGAGUCGCAGUGGAUCCACCCCACAGCAGAGAACGGCGACGGGCAAUGGGCUGAGGCGAUCCGCUCGCCGUGGGAGGGACUUGGCGAAGAAGGACGCUCCGGAGGAGGCGGCUGCGGUGGAAGGGCCGUACAUCUGCUGCGAGUGUGGGGAGAGCUUCCUGGACAAGCAGCUCUUUGCCACGCACCAGAAAGCCCACGCGGGCGAGGAAGCCUGCACUUCCCUGGAGCAAGGGGAAAGCUUCCGGCAGAAAUCCAAAGCGACUCCUCCGAGAGCCCACGGGCCGUCCCGCUCCAAACCGUCCAAGCGCCCCGAUUCGGAGAAGGGCUCCGGUCUCAAGUAUGGCUUUGUCAGGCACCAGGCUAACAACAUGGUGGAGAGACCGUACACCUGCUCCCAGUGCAAGGAGAGCUUCAGCCUGGAAGUGAGCCUUAUCCUGCACCAGAAGCUUCACACGGGGAAGGGCGAUGGGCCGCUGACCUGUACCUACUGCGGGAAGGACUUCCGGGACCUCUCCAAAGCCAUCCGCCAUCAGCGCAUCCACACGGGGGAGAGGCCUUACCAGUGCACGGAGUGCGGGAAGAGCUUCAUCCGGAGGGAUCACCUGCUCAAGCACUGGCGGGUCCAUACCGGGGAGACUCCCUACCAGUGUCCCGUCUGCGGGAAGCACUUCCGCUACAAAGAGUCGCUGAAUUGUCACCAGAAAAUCCACUCGCGCAACCCGCGGCCCAUGGAGGACUCGCAGCCCAACAUGGAGUCGGCAACUCAAACUGGCCAUUUCUGCGUGAAAAAAGAAACUAAGCAGUAGCGCUGCUGUGGGUGGCAAGGGCGGAAGGGCUCACGGUUACGAUACAGUCUAGCAGGUGGACGAGCAGCAUGAUGGGAAGUGAACUUGUAUCGCAGCUAAUCCAUGUGGUCGUGCUACAAAGCCCGCUUUGUUGAAGCAUCAAAGGAAUUCCUCUUAAAAACUCUCACGAGAAGGCCUAGGCACCUCUUCAGCCCUGCGGGGUUACGUGGGACUUCCGUAGCGGCGUAGGCCUUGUACUAGUUGUCCCCUACGCAGGUUUGGAUUUUGCCUGUAGAGAAUAAUCCCGAGAGAUUCUCUGGGGUCCGUAUUUCGCAGGUGUUUCCCCACCUAUCUAUGUGCAUAUUGAGGAGUGACAUGCUUUCGCUUUCGUUCUUUUCCACUCGUUUCACCGCAAGGCUGGAAGCAUGAGAGAGGGAGGGACGACACCAUUCCCAGGCAGCUGGCCGCUCGCCCCGGUUGCGCCGACGCGCCUCGAGCAGCAGCCCUGUGCCGCGAGGCCGGGGCUGGGAUCAAGGGGGGAGAGAGGAAGCAGAGAUGCGGUUAGGGACCUGACGCAGGAUUUGUGCAAGGCAGAAAAGCAAAGAGGAGAGAGUGGCAAAGAGCAAGGUGAGAAGAAGUAGGUGCAGAAGGAAUGGCCAGGAAGGACAAGGGGCUCAGGACAUUGGGACAGAGAUUGGAGCAGGAGGAAUCGGGAGGGGAAGUGUGUGGUGUAUAGAGGCGCAGCUGAGCACCUAACCCGAAGAGGAGAUGUCUCUGUUCUUGAAGGAUGUAACUGGCACCAGUCAGGCUUUAGUUUCCCUCUGGCCCAAGGGAAAGGUGCCGCUGGUCUGUCAGACGAACUCCUGUCAAUGAAGGUGAUUUUAUUUUAUUUUAUUUUUUUAACUGGGUUUGGUCUCACACUCAGGUAAGUCAGACAAGUGAAAGCAACUUCUCCUAACCCCUGUAAAGAGUUGUUUGGUUUUUUAGUUAAUCUAGAACUAGUAUAUUAUUAUUAUUAUUAUUAUUAUUAUUAUUAUUAUUAUUAUACAAGGAAAUGUGUGGCACUAUAUUUCACAGUUGAUCUAAAACACUUAAAUGUAUGAGGUAACUGACCCGAGUUUUUUCAGACGUCUAUGUAAAUAUUGGCUGGAUUCUCUAAGAGCUAAGUGGUGUUGUUCCUGAGGUGACUGUCAGUUGGUGUCUCUUCCGCUGUGUAUCGUCAGCUGCUGGUUUGUGAUCGUGUUUUGUAUUAACUUUUGUAAAGUCCGUCAAUACAGUGUUUCCACUCUGAA